CUUUUGUGUACGCUAUUUCCUGGCGACAUUUUAUCUAGCUGUUCUCUGGUUUGUUAUUUCUAUGAGAUGAGGCAGGCUAUUGGGAACUAAUUUACUAAUAUGGAAGAAGAUUUUUCAAUAAUGAUUAUCUAAUAGCAUAUAUUCUUUUAAUGUUGAAACAGCUCUUGCCUAUCUAUCUGAUACCAAAUUGUAUGGUUGUUCGGUUCUUCCAAUGUUAAGGUUCAAAUUCAUUUUGGAGAGUUUCUAGGAUCAAGUUCCUGAAUCAUGGAGGGUCCUUGUGAAACAGCCAACAAUGGUGGUGGAGUUGACCAUGGGCUUCAGAUUAUAGGAUACUCUCCUUUCCAACCCAACACCAAAUUUUCCUUCCCCUGGUUUGAUUUGAGAGUCUUCUAUGUGAGGAUCAGCAAUGUUCUAGUUGAUGAUUCAACCCCGGGAUGUCUUACUCUUAACCAUAUUCCUCUAAGCCCCGACACCCUUCUGGAAGUUAAUGGGGCGAGAAUUGGUAUGUAUUCUGGUGGAGUCUCUUCCCUCCUUAGAAGGGAUAGGGUAGAUAAGAAAUCAGAAGAAGCCACAUUUGUGAGUACGGAUAGUAUUAGGUUCACAGGAAGUGUGAAAUUUGAAGUGUUUGAUAAGGAUGAUCUCUUUCUUUCUGGGGUUCUGGAUAUGUCUGGUAGUAAUGGCUUCACUGGGGAAUCAAAAAACAACAAGAAGAAAUGGAGCAUGAACUGUGAGUCAGAGAUCACUGCUGGCACUGGCUUCUUGAAGGGAAAAAACUUCACGGGACCAGGGUUACCAUUACCAACCAUUGAGGUUUAUGUCACAGGUUGCUUCUUAGGAACACCGAUCAUCUUGACCAAAACACUGCAGCUUAACUCGAGGAAGAAGCAUAAUAGGAAGGGCAUGUUAGACUCAAUACCUGAGUAUAACACAACUGAAUUCCAGAAAGAUGCCUCAUCUGAACUUGGUCUGCAGGUCGCAGAAUACAGCAACUUGAAACGAGAAUAUAAUGAAGACUAUAGCAUGUACUGGAGAAGGACAGAAUGCAUGGAUGUUGAGGACAGUGAACUCUCAUGGUUCAAUGCAGGGGUUAGGGUUGGUGUAGGGAUUGGCCUUGGCAUUUGUCUGGGAAUGGGUGUAGGAGUUGGAUUGCUGGCUCGUUCUUACCAGGUUACCACUCGGUACUUCAAAAGGCGGUUUCUGUGAUACCUUCCGUAAAAUCCAGAGGCAUCCUAACUUCAUCUCGUUAACAAAGAUAAGAUGCAGCUUUGACAGCAGAUUUGACUAUGUAAUAUCCUGUGUAGCUAACAUUCUUUUUUUUUUUUUUUGUGCUUUCCCUUCUUUAGAACUUCAAUAUGAUGUGUUUGUUUACGGAGGUGUUUGUUUGCCUUGUUUUUCAUUGUAAAAAAAUCUGUUUUGUAUCAGAGAAAGAGAGAAUUCUUAAUGUAACUAAGGAAUUU
This is a messenger RNA of Rubroshorea leprosula, 1457 nucleotides long. The record is from the annotation of a GenBank genome assembly. Lineage: Eukaryota; Viridiplantae; Streptophyta; Magnoliopsida; Malvales; Dipterocarpaceae.